This is a messenger RNA of Caenorhabditis angaria, 5463 nucleotides long. The record is from the annotation of a GenBank genome assembly. Lineage: Eukaryota; Metazoa; Nematoda; Chromadorea; Rhabditida; Rhabditidae.
AUGCAAAUUUUCUGGACUUGUCUGGCCGGAUUUUUGAUCUACCCGCCGCCGGCUUUUGGCGCUAUUCAUUUUGGCAAACAACCACAACAGAAUCAAGGUAAGUUGGAGGGGUCCUUUAACGAAAAAAAAAUGUUUUUAUUUGCUGGAUUCUACGCGAAAUUGCGGACUUUUGGGGGAAGCACUGAAAUUUACGCGGAUUACUGUAGCUCGGUCAUUAAAGGAACAUAAUAAUUUUUUUUCAAAAUUGUCAAAAGAUUUUGAAUUUCGCGCCAAAAUUUUUGUUUCAAUUUUUGGGAUUACUGUAGCUCGCUCAUUAAAGGAACAUGAUCAUUUUUUUUUCAAAAUUUCCGAAAGAUUUUGAAUUUCGCGCCAAUUUUUUUUUGAAUUUUUGGGAUUACUGUAGCUCGGUCAUUAAAGGAACAUGAUAAUUUUUUUUCAAAAAUUACGAAAGAUUUUCAAUAUUUGCAUAGAAAUCUCUCAGAAAACGCCGAGAUUGACGUGCAAAUGCAGAAUUUGUGUUCAAAACAGUUGAUUUCACGAAAAAAUUGUACAUUUCUUCAGUGAAACACGGAAUUUCACGCAAAAUUGCAGAUUUCUCCUUCAAAACAUUAAAUUUGACGUGAAAAUGCAGAAAAACACUGAAUUUUACGUGAAAAUGCAGAAUUUCCAUUAGAAAACACUGAAAUUGACGGGAAAUUGCACCAUUUUACUUCAAAACACUUGAUUUUACGAGAAAUUGCAGAGUUUCCACUAGUAAACAAUGAAAUUGACGAAAAAUUGCACAUUUCUUCUGUAGAACAUGGAAUUUCACGCGAAAUUGCAGAAAAACACUGAAUUUUACGUGAAAAUGCAGAAUUUCCACUAGAAAACAAUGAAAUUGACGCGAAAAUGCAGAAUUUCACUUCAAAACACUAGAUUUCACGAAAAAUUGCAGAUUUCUUCAGUGAAACACGGAAUUUGACGUGAAAAUGCAGAAUUUCCACUAGAAAACACUGAAUUUUACAUGAAAACGCAGAAUUUCCACUAGAAAACAUUAAAAUUGACGGGAAAUUGCACAAUUUUUCUUCAAAACACUAGAUUUCACGAAAAAUUGCGGAUUUUUUUUGAAAAAACAUGAAAAUUGACGGGAAAUUGCAGAAAAACACUGAAUUUCACGAAAAAUUCCAGAUUUCUUUUGAAAAACAUAAAAAUUGACCGGAAAUUGCAGAAUUUCACUUCAAAACACUAGAUUUGACGAAAAAUGGCAGAAAACCACUGAAUUUUACGUGAAAAUGCAGAGUUUCCACUAGAAAACACUAGAUUUGACGUAAAUUUGCAGAAAAACACGGAAUUUUACGUGAAAAUGCAGAAUUUCCACACCUCACGAUAAAAAUUCAAAUUUUCCAGCUCCCGCGCCCAAACCCAUCCCCCAUCCACCGCUCCAAACCAUCUGCGACCUUUUCGAAGAGGCAACCGCGCUCCACUGCAUCGCCGAUCUUGUGGAUUAUGCCGAUUUGGCCAACAAUGUUCUCCACCCGCCGCUGAGUGCAGUAGAGCGCACUUGCGACAAAUUCCAGCAAUAUAUGAUGUGCACAAGCGGUGUGAGACCGGAUUGCAGGUAUUUUGGCGGGAAAAAAAGUGAGAAAAUUUUUGAAUUUGCAGACAAUCGCGCGCUCCGAAUAUCGAAAAAAUGUAUGAAACGAUUUGCGAGCCAAAAUUGGCCGAAAUAAUGCGGGAAGAGCGAGAAUGUUUGCUGGAAGUUGAAAAGUUGGUUUCUCCUCAUUUCUCUGCAACCUCCUCUCCUCUCACACUCUCUAAUCCCCUCUUUUUGCAGCGACAAAAACAUCAAAGAGUGUUUUGUGAACAAAACGAACACACUACGCGACGAGACACCCGAUACUGGUAUGUUUAAAAGUGAGAGAGCGCAGAGAAACCAACACUAGCUGAGGGGAAACAUGUUUAGAGAAUUGGGGCGAGUGGCUAGACGUGGCUGAGUGGUCUAGUGGUAUGAUUCUCGCUUAGGGUGCGAGAGGUCCCGGGAUCGAUCCCCGGCUCAGCCCACCUUGUUUUUGCUCGUUUUUUUAGUUUUAAUAUUUAGUUUUAAUAUAUUCGCGCCAAAAACCAACCCCAUAUUUUUUUACAGUAAUCGAUCCCACCAAAAACUACGAAUGUACCGUAAUCCAAGCCUACAUCGAUUGCUUGUUGGAACGCGAAGAAGACACGUGUAAAGACGCCGUGAAAAUCGAGCUCUCAUUUUUAGAAUUGCUCGCGCAUCGCAACGCGGACACCGCAUGCGAAUUGAAUUUGAAUGCGACGCGUCGCGGAAGACCGGAAAAACUCGAGGAAUGCGAUGAAAAUGGGAAUGACUGUAAAUGCCGGCUUCCCGGAUAUUAUUACGAUUUAGUCGCCAAAAAAUGCCUGGAUGUUGAUGAAUGUGAGAGUCGCGAUUCGCAAUGUUCGCAAAAGUGUCGCAAUUUUGCGGGCGGUUUUGCGUGCGAAUGCGACGCGCGAUUUUAUCGAUUGGCUGCGGAUAAUCGCACGUGUGAGCGACUUGACGCGUCGCCACUUUGGCUGUUUUUUGCGCAUGGACAGAGUGUUUGGAAUAUUUCGACGGAUGGCAAGAGUUUUCAAUUGCAGCGAGCUGGACUUCAGAAAACUGCCAUGAUUGAUGUGGAUGUUAAGGUUGGUUGGAGCUACAGUACUCCUACAGUACUCUUUGCGAAAUUCGGGUCAUUUUGAUACCAAAAAAGCUGGUUUUACGAUUCUUUUGAAACCAAACAUGGCAUACCUACAGUACCCCUAGAUGAUUUGAGAUCUACAGUAAUUUUUAUUUUGUAGAUCAAAACUACAGUAAUCUGAAUGUUUUACAAUCAUCCACAGUACCCUCCAAAUUUCAUGUAGAUCAAAACUACAGUACUCUCAAUUUUAAAGGAACAUAACUACAGUACCCUAUCAUAUUUAGUGCCAAAAUGUUCCAAAUUUCAUGUAGAUCAAAACUACAGUAAUUUAAAGGAACAUAACUACAGUACCCUCUAUCAUAUUUAGUGUCAAAAUGUUCCAAAUUUCAUGUAGAUCAAAACUGAGAACAUAACUACAGUACCCCAUCAUAUUUAGUUUCAAAAUGUUCCAAAUUUCAAGUAGAUCAAAACUACAGUACUCAAUUCAAUUUUAAAGGAGCAUAACUACAGUACCCUAUCAUAUCUAGUGUCAAAAUGUUCCGAAUUUCAUGUAGAUCAAAACUACAGUACUCUCAAUUUUCAAGGAGCAUAACUACAGUACCCUAUCAUAUUUAGUGUCAAAAUGUUCCAAAUUUCAUGUAGAUCAAAACUACAGUAAUUUAAAGGAACAUAACUACAGUACCCCCAUCAUAUUUAGUGUCGAAAUUUUCCGAAUUUCAUGUAGAUCAAAACUACAGUAAUUCAAAGGAAAAUUUUAAAGGAGCGUCGCCUAUAUUACGCUGACAUUGGGGCAAAUGUGAUUGAGCGAAUGAACAUCGAUGGAACUUUUCCGCAAGCUGUUCAGAGAUUCGACGUGGAUGGACUCGAAGGAAUUGCUGUCGAUUGGAUUGCAAGAAAUUUGUACAGCUUGAGGAGGUACGGUAGGCGGGAGGGGGUUUUUUGGCGCGAAAAUUUGAUCUGAAAUUCGAAAAUUUUUAGAUCCGACAUUUUGGUUCAAAGUUUGGACGGGCGAUUUAGACGAAGUCUCUAUAAGGAUGUGAUGAGAUUGCCGAGAAGUAUUGCAUUGCAUCCGGCAAAAGGGUGAGUUUCAGAUGAAAAUCUGAAAUUUUCAGAAUUUUCUGGAAGUUCCAAGUUGUAGCUCUUGAAAUUUGCUACAAUUUUGAUGUUGCGAACUUUUUCUGAAAAUUUUGUUUGGGGGCUGAAAAUCGGGUCUGAAACUGCAAGUUGAAUAUUCGAAACAAUUUUAAAAAUCUAGGGUUUCAGAUGAAAAUCUGAAAUUUCUAGAAUUUUCUGGAAAUUCCAGGUUGUAGCCCUUGAAAUUUGCUACAAUUUUGAUGUUGCGAACUUUUUCUGAAAAUGCAGUUUUCGGGCUGAAAAUCGGGUCUAAACUGAAGUUUUUAAAAAAAAUUUUUCAAUUUUCAUUUAAAAAAAUUUGAAAAUUUCUAGAUCAUGUGAGAUUUCAAAAGAAAGCUCUUGAAAUUCUCUAAAAACUGUAAUUUGUCUGAAAAUCCAAUUUUUUGUCUGAAAAUCCAAUUUUCAGCCUGAUGUUCGUCACUGAUUGGUCCCCCAAUGCAUUCCUCGCCGUCGCCACUCUCGACGGCUCCCGUUUCCAAAAAAUUAUCACAGAUCGUAUAACCUGGCCAAAUGCCGUAGCUUGCGAUGUUUACGCCGACAAAAUCUAUUGGGCUGACGCUUUUCUAGACACAAUUGAGGUGGCGAAUUUGGAUGGGACAGGUCGUCGGACAAUUAUUGCGGAUGCCGGAUCGGUUCCGCAUGUUUUCGGACUUGCGGUUGCGGAUGAUCAUUUGUAUUGGACAGAUUGGACGUAUCGUGGACUUUUGCGCGCCAAUAAACAUAAUGGGGAGAAUAUUACGGUACUUGCGCAGACUGCGUUGCUACCGUAUUCGUUGAAGGUUUUCCAUACGUCGCAACAGCCUCAAGGUACGGUUUUUGGGGUUAUUUUGAGUCCAAACAGUGUUUGUUUUUUUUUCAUAAAAUUAAAAAAAAAACAAAAAAUUUCGACCACGGCAGGACUCGAACCUGCAAUCCCCAGAUUCGAAGUCUGGUGCCUUAUCCAUUAGGCCACGCGGCCACACUUUUCUUCUCUGCAGAAUCGUCCCCAUGUGAACGAAACGGCUGCCAACAAUUGUGUCUGUUGGGCGAGACGGCGAGAGAGUAUGCGGAGAGUGGAGAGGCGAAAGACAACGAGGGAAAAAAGGCUGGACAAAAUGUGAAAUGCGCUUGUGGAGAGGGUUUCGAGUUGGAAUCGGAUGGAAAAACGUGCUCUUCGAAUUGUACCGCGUCACAAAUUGAGUGUGGUGGAAGCGAUGCAAAGUGGGUUGCUGAAAAUCGGAGAUUUUCAGCCGGAAACUGAAAAUUUUAAUUUUAUUUCAGAUGUAUUUCAAAAUUAUAUCUUUGCGAUGGAUUGGCACAAUGUUCAAAUCAAGCCGAUGAGUUGAAUUGUCGUGAGUUUUUUUAAGCCUAAGCCUAAACAGGCCCUUUAAAGGCCCCAUUUAAGCUCAUUUAAAGGAACAUGGUGUCAAAAAACGCAAAAAGGCCAUUUCAGGCUUAAUCUACAAGCCUAAAAAUGCCCCAUAGCACCAAGAAAUCCCAAACGUUUGCAGCUCCCCGGAUCUGUCUCCCUGGCCAAUUUCAAUGCCACGACAACAAAAAAUGUUUGCCACCUGGCGGACUUUGUGAUGACGUGGUUGAUUGUGCUGAUUCUUCUGAUGAAAAAUAUUGUCCACAACAAACAGCAAAGAGUUUUGUAUCGAAACACGCGCCAAAACAAUUUUAUUCUAAUUAA